Messenger RNA from Sardina pilchardus (European sardine), 2232 nucleotides. It is a transcript of the gene dbndd1, whose product is annotated as dysbindin domain containing 1. Bases 15 to 566 code for a protein of 183 amino acids. The transcript has 5 exons. Gene Ontology annotation, cellular component: cytoplasm. NCBI's taxonomy places the organism in Eukaryota, Metazoa, Chordata, Actinopteri, Clupeiformes, Clupeidae. The record is from RefSeq and is a predicted model, not a curated record. Gene Ontology annotation, biological process: negative regulation of protein kinase activity.
GUCGCGGCGGCUGGAUGGAGGCUCAGGGAGAGACCAGCACCACCGAGUCAGAAAAAUGGCAGAAUUCCCCGAAGUUGUACGGAAGAAGCCCAGACGUAGGGGGAAAGCCCUUGGGAGAGCCUGUCAGAGGGUUCCAGAACCUACUGAAGUCGUCCAGCUCAGCUAGCCUCGCCACAGACGUAGCCCACUGUGCAACGGGGGAGCAGGCCAGCACUCCAGGGCACCACACAGGUCACCUGUUGUCCAGUGAGAGAAGACAGCCUCUCAGCAGUGUAUCGUCUCUUGAGGUCCACUUUGACCUGCUGGACCUGACGGAGCUCACAGACAUGUCUGACCAGGAGCUGGGGGAGGUCUUUGCUGAUUCAGACGAGGAGAAUCAUAACGAAUCUCCAGCAAAUCCACAGCACCCCCCGCUGGUUCGCUUCCCCCACGCGGGCUACGUGCGCUCCCCGUCAUGGACACGCAGCGGGCGGGCCGAGCAGCCCAAAGACCGGAAGCACCACAGCGACUCGGACAGCACCGAGCCUCUUCUGAAGAUGGAGCGCUCUCUGUCUCAGCAGCCCUGAUGAGUCGACGUCCGCGGGAACCCGUCCGCUGCAGGAGGGCCGCCGACCCGCCCCACCGCCCCACCGCCCACUCACCAAGGGGCGCACACAGGGAGCUUCCACACCCCCCAGAGCCCUGUCUGGGACUGAGAGAGAGAGAGAGAACCAGAAGGAGAGAGAGAGAGAGAGAGAGAGAGAGUAUAUGUGAGAAAGAGAGAGAGAGAGAACCAGAACGAGAGAGAGAGAGAGAGAGACAGAGUAUAUGUGAGAAAGAGAGAGAGAGAACCAGAAGGAGAGAGAGAGAGAGAGACAGAGUAUAUGUGAGAAAGAGAGAGAGAGAGAGAUAGUAUGAAAGAGAGAGUGCUAGACAGUGAAGAGAGGUGAAGAAGUGGGAAUGGCAAGAGACAUAGAGGAAUGUACUGUAGGAGAUGGAGGAAGAGGAGAGAUUGAGUCCAGAAUGGGUUAUUCUUCAUCCAGCGAUUGUAAGCAAGUUUCACAUUCGAACAGUCGCUAAGGUCAUGUCCCGCAUGGAUCCCAACAUAUGAACUGUGGUCUGCACACUGCUGAUACAUCAAGCAGCAAACUAAUGAUCUCAUCCUUUAGCAGACCAGUCAGGUUUAGGCCCAUAGAGGUGGUGGGCCAGUCAGCAACAGAGCCUUGUACAACCAUCUCUCAUUGCCUUUGUGGGUGAGGGCAGUUUGGUCAGCAUGAGUCUUGGCAACAUCAUGACGUGCCCGUGGCCCUGCAAUGGGACAUGGCCUCAGCGCUGGAACACCUCAUUAGUGCAGGGGCUUCAGGGCAUACCGCAAUGCCCCAACAGGACUAUGGGCCACACAAGCACCUUGUUAAAGGGGAGGAACAUAGAACACUACUACCUUACCAUGACAGAAAUCCUGCCCGCUUGGCUGUAAUGGUGGACCACAAACACGGCCUCUGGUCAUGGAGACACUACCAAGUCCUGUGAGAAAUGUUCAAAUGUAGGUCCUUGACGUCUAAAGAAAAUUCACGUUCAUGUUCUAAAAGUAUACAGUAUAAAGGAUUGCCAAAUGAUAAGUGUGUAGCUUACUCAGACCAUAUCUCCGUGAGUGGGUUUACCUCCUCAGUUUUGUGUGAAAUGGACCGGUCCCUAGUAACGUGGUCAGUGUCUUUUGUUGUUGUUGUUGUCUAAUGUAUGCAGAACAUAUCAUAAAUUGUACAGGGUAAAGAGAUAAUUAGAGUAAACCAGCGGCGAUUAUGCAGUUUGUCGAGAUCUGCCAGGGAUAUUGAUGUCACAGGGGCACCCUUGGGAGAGCUGGAAUAGCAUGUAUAAAAAUGUCUCAGACUCUACCUGGCGAGCGAGGAGAGAGAUACAGGCUGGGGACUCACACGGGCCUUAAUAAGACUCAAAGAUUCCGGCCAAUCAAAGGACAUGUAUGUGAAAAUGCCUUCUCUGCUUUUGCCCUUCUCUCAUGCCAGAGUGGCUUACUCCAUCUCUGCUACCUAGCUGCAUUCUAACAAGUAGGGCUGAGAAGCAGUCUCGUUUCUUUCUGUCGCUCCUUUGGCUGCUAAUCAACAGCAAGUUAGUCCUCUCCAUGACAGAGCUCUGUCAAAAGUGAUACGUAAGUAGCCUGUAGCCAGCCACACAACAUUAAGAAUGCGAUGUGAUGUCACAAGAGCAAAGGCGUCAUGCCCCAGAGCUACCCCCCCC